Molecule: messenger RNA, 321 nt
Organism: Racocetra persica
Lineage: Eukaryota; Fungi; Glomeromycota; Glomeromycetes; Diversisporales; Gigasporaceae
Source: the annotation of a GenBank genome assembly
AUGACAAGGGCGGAUGCACCAGUUGACAUUGUACAAUAUCUUAGUACUGUCUUUUCAACCUUUCCCACUCCAAUUUCAAUCGUACGCCUAACAGGAGGAGAAAUAAAUUAUGUUUAUCGUGUAUCCUUUGAUCAGCCAAUUGAGGAGUUUGCGAGUGCUCGCUCGGUAGUAAUCAAAAUAUCGUCAGGAACAUUAGCCUCUUUUCCUGAGGUGAAAUUCGGACUUGAACGACAGAUGAUUGAAGCACGUGCCAUGGCCCUUCUUGCGCCUACCUCUACAGGACUUUCUCUGCCUCUAAGCUUUCCAAAUCCAUAUCCACAC